This is a messenger RNA of Dictyostelium purpureum, 663 nucleotides long. RefSeq lists its product as uncharacterized. The transcript is spliced from 4 exons. NCBI's taxonomy places the organism in Eukaryota, Evosea, Eumycetozoa, Dictyosteliales, Dictyosteliaceae. The coding region runs from base 1 to 663 and encodes 220 amino acids. The record is from RefSeq and is a predicted model, not a curated record.
AUGAAUAAAGGUGAAUUUGAAAUUAAUACAAAAGAGCAAUACCAGUAUCCUAUUUUGCCAACUGGAUGUGAGGUUACAGCCACCUCCAUUCUUUUAAAUAGUUUAUAUUAUGACCAUAAGUGUAAAUUAGAUCUUGAAAAAAUCAAAAAAGAAACAUUAGCAGAAUUGGUUGAAAAGGAACAAGAUCCUGAUCCCAUCACAAGAUUAGUAGGAAAUCCUUACGUGCAUUUAUUGGAUCACCAUAUAGUAAAGAAUCAUUCGAUAAUAUUACAAAAUUUCAAGUUAUCGAUGGCAUUGAAGAUCAAAAAUUAUAUACAACUUAGAUUGGAUUAUUUUAACAACAACCAACUGGACGACGAUUCCGAUUUUCAAAUAUUAAUCGAUCAUAUGACCCAAUAUAAUACACCCAUCAUCAUUUGGAUGACACUAGAAUUAAGAGAACCAAGAAUCACAGAUGAAUGGUUUGAUUGUCAGAAUCCUUCUCUUCAAUUAUUUUGGGUUUCACCUGAGCAUUGCGCCACUCUCUCAGGUUACACCAACACCCAUGUAAUUAUAACCGAUCCACAUACUGGAAAAAAAGAAAAAUAUAAUAAAAGUUUGUUUUUAAAGAGAUGGAGACAAUUAGGUAGACAAGCAGUAUCAGUAAAAUUAUUAAAUAACUAA